CACCGCCCUUGAAAGCUGACUAGCCUCAGAUCUAGCUGACCACCAGCCAACUAGUAAACACAGAAGAUGGAAGAGAAAAUGUCAACGUCAGUGAUGGACCCCUUUAAAGAUGUCCUUCUCCAGUACUUUAUGCCAGAGAAAUGUUAUGACGAAUUUUUCCUCGAUUUCAAUUUUUUGCAUGUUGAAUGUCUGAAGAUAGUUUUAAGCAAAGGUCUGGGGAUCGGGAUCAUUCUGGGAUCAGUUCUGGUAAAGCUUCCACAGAUCCUAAAGCUGAUGGGAGCAAAAAGUGCAGAGGGCCUUAGCUUCAACUCCAUUCUUCUUGAGUUGUUGGCGAUCACAGGAACUAUGGCCUACAGCAUUGCAAAUAGCUUUCCCUUCAGUGCCUGGGGUGAAGUGUUAUUCCUAAUGUUACAGACAGUUACCAUUGGAUUCCUCAUUCAACACUAUGGCGGAAAAACCAUCAAAGGGAUAAUCUUUCUUGUGGUCUACUUUGCCUUGGUGGCAAUCCUGCUCUCGCCAAUGACACCCUUGUCUGUGGUCACCACUAUGCAGGCUUCGAACAUGCCAGCUAUCAUUUUUGGCAGGCUAAUCCAAGCUGUAACUAACUACCGCAAUGGACACACAGGGCAACUAUCUGCCAUAUCAGUCUUCCUGCUCUUUGCUGGAUCCCUGGCGAGGAUAUUCACCUCUAUACAGGAAACUGGGGACUCUCUGAUGGCCCUGACCUACGUCAUCUCGUCCAGCUGUAACGGCAUCAUCGCCGCCCAGGUCCUCUACUACUGGAGCAGCGGCCCUGAGGCGCUGAAGAAGAAGAAGAAGAAGAAGGCCGAGUAAAGUCUGCUUGAGGGACAGUGCCUGAGAGAUUUAUAUCUUCCUUUUCUUUUAUGACUUUCCUAUGAUCUCACUGGUCAGUCUGAUCAGCUCAGUCUCAUUGAUCAGUCUGUCCGGCUCUCCGAAAGGUGUGAAUUCAGCGCUGUCAUUAUAGAGGUAAACAAUUCUGUUUGGGGAUCUUUUUGCAUGCACUCUGAAUUGAGAGUGUGGCUGACAACGAAUACUGUACCACCGUCACACACUUGCACUCACACAGACAACACACUGUCUAUUUUCUUCACUUGAUCAACGACCAAAUCAAGAUACUCGGGCCCUCUCACACCGCAUUCCAUCUGUCUGUGAUUCUCAGCUGUGAACAUUCUCUGUUCUCUCAGAGAUUAAUUCAGGGAGGACAAGUGUGUUGGAUGGUCAUUUUCAUUUGUCCUUCUUCCUGUCUCUCUCUACCUUAUUCUCCAAUUCGUGUCCAUGUGUAAGCCACUUGAAGCAGCCGUGCUGUAUGCAUACUGUAAAUGUUCAAAUGUUGCCAUGGUCCUCGGACCUGUCUGAAUCCAUGGUGUAUGUACUUUGGAAAGUGCAAAAUGGUUGACAACAUAGCUGUCAAUGUCUUAUACUGAGAUAAGAAUGAGAGAUUCAAAUACACACGCUGUACUGUCAAGAAUUGUACUGUAUGAAACUUCCCCUCAUUUUUUUUAUACCCUGAGAAAGAAAUUUGCACAAUCUGAAUAUCUUUGUACUAUACGUUUGUGGUACUGCACAAUAAAUUCAAGGGGGUCAGAUGUGCAGGGGUUCCUGGGCUCUUCACUGUUGUCGCAGUCCUGUAAUACAUUUCCAGUGAGGUUUUGGCCAGUAAAUCCCUGUGAGAAUGAAGUAAAA
This is a messenger RNA of Alosa alosa (allis shad), 1704 nucleotides long. RefSeq names its product mannose-P-dolichol utilization defect 1b (gene mpdu1b). Gene Ontology annotation, biological process: oligosaccharide biosynthetic process. The record is from RefSeq and is a predicted model, not a curated record. The coding region runs from base 67 to 834 and encodes 255 amino acids. Lineage: Eukaryota; Metazoa; Chordata; Actinopteri; Clupeiformes; Clupeidae. The transcript has 7 exons.